AUGCUGUCGAGGCAUGGAGAGCGAUAUCCAACACGCAAUGCCGGGGCUCGCCAUCUGGAUCUGUUAGAUCGUCUACACAGUCCGGAGAUCACAUUGAGUGGUUCCCUGUCUUUCCUGGAUUCCUGGGCAUAUUUUACCAAUCCCAGUGAUCCUGCCUUCGAAAAUCUCACUGCGAGUGGACCAUAUGCUGGAACUGUACAGGCCUACAACACCGGGAAACUGCUUCGGAAGCGAUACGACCACUUGGUCCCAGCGGAUCGGCGCACCAAAUUCUGGUCAUGUGGCUCGGAAAGAGACGUCGAAACGGCGCUACACUUCGCCGAUGGGUUCUUCGGUCCCAAAUGGACUUCAGAACAUUCUGCAGAGCUUGAAGUCAUCCCCGAAACCGAGGAUCGGGCAGGAGACACCCUGACACCUGGAGAUACCUGUUACAGAUACGUGCGAGAUGUUACCAACGGUCACGAUGCUGGAUACACAAAGCUGGGAGAGUGGCAGUCUAGAUUCACCAAACCAAUAGCGGAAAGACUUGAGAAAGAAGCAAGUGGCAUGGAAUUCUCGAUGUUCGACGUCUACAGCAUGAUGGAGAUGUGUGGGUUCGAAUUUCUGGCAAGAGGGGCAAGUCCAUGGUGCGAGGUGUUUUCGCAACAAGAAUGGCUGGACUUUGAAUAUGCUCGGGACGUUUUGCAUUUCUACAGAGCCGGUCCGGGGAACGACUAUGCUGGCGCGAUGGGGUGGCUGUGGUUGAAUGCAACGAGAGGCCUUCUGUUGAAUGAAUCCUCUGAGCAUGCGUAUUUCAGUUUCGUCCACGACGGGGAUAUCGUGCCUGUCCUGGCUACAUUGCAGAUUCUGGACGAACCGCUCAUACAGCAAGAACUGCCAACGGACCAUGUCAAGACUGAUAGGCACUGGAGGACAAGCGACGUGGUCCCAAUGGGCGGACGGUUGGUUCUGGAACGGAUCAUCUGCGAAGCAACCAAAACCAUCAAAACCACCAAGGCGACCAAAGAUCAUUUUGUGCGACUUUUUAUCAAUGACGGGUUGGUGAAACUCCCUGGACUACGGGCGGUCCAAGAUAUACAACAUGCGGUUCGGCUACAUGACUUUCAGGAUUUUAUUGGAUCGCGACGAGAUGUAUUUGGGGACUUUAGGUCAGUCUGCUCACUGAGCGAGGAUGCACCGGAUAGGAUUACAUUUUUACAUCAAUAG
Molecule: messenger RNA, 1206 nt
Organism: Exophiala aquamarina CBS 119918
Lineage: Eukaryota; Fungi; Ascomycota; Eurotiomycetes; Chaetothyriales; Herpotrichiellaceae
Exons: 1
Coding region: 1-1206 (401 amino acids)
Cellular component (GO): fungal-type cell wall
Molecular function (GO): acid phosphatase activity
Source: RefSeq, a predicted model, not a curated record